Messenger RNA from Hydractinia symbiolongicarpus, 1287 nucleotides. RefSeq lists its product as uncharacterized. The transcript is spliced from 2 exons. Lineage: Eukaryota; Metazoa; Cnidaria; Hydrozoa; Anthoathecata; Hydractiniidae. The record is from RefSeq and is a predicted model, not a curated record. Bases 1 to 1287 code for a protein of 428 amino acids.
AUGUUUGUAUAUAAUUUCAAAAGAAUAAACAGAGAAGUUAUUUUAGCUUUACUUUUGUUGGACGAAGAAGAAGAGGAAGAUCGUGAAGAACCACCAAGAAAUUGCUGGGUGCAACCGUGGCUUGGGAAUAGAGAGUGUCUUGGCGCUUUUCAUACAAUCUUCAACGAAAUAAAAAACGAUGAGAAGAAAUGUAGAGGGUAUAUACGUAUGAAUAACGCUCAAUUCGAAUACCUAGUCGGUCUUCUUUCUGAGGAUUUGCAGAAACAAGAUACAAAUAUGAGGAAUUCUAUCACACCAGCUGAGCUCGUUUGCGUGGCCCUACGUUACUUAGCGACUGGUGAGACUUUCAGGUCUUUAGAAUUUCAAUUCAGAGUGUCAAGAAAAAGAAUUUCAGCAGCUGUUAUGGAGGUAUCUGAAGCUAUCAUAAAGAGGUUGGGUCCAACCUUCCUUUCAACUCCGAAAACACAGGGGGAAUGGCUAGAUAUCUCCAGAAAGUUCAAUGAGCGUUGGAACUUCCCAAAUGGAUUAGGUGCUCUCGAUGGGAAGCAUAUCGUCAUUCAGCAGCCCCCAAAUUCAGGGUCUCAUUACCGAAACUAUAAAGGGACAGACAGUGUAGUGCUCAUGGCUCUUGUCGGGCCAGAAUAUGAGUUUCUUUAUGUGGAAGUUGGAGCGAACGGUAGAAAUUCUGAUGGAGGUAUAUGGGACCAAUGUAAUUUAAAGAAGGCGCUAGACAGUGGAUCGCUAAAUUUACCAGAGGUUUGCAAUUUACCAGGUCGAAACAACAAAGUGCCGUAUGUGAUAACAGGAGAUGAUGCGUUUCCUCUUAAGAAUUACCUGAUGAAGCCUUAUCCACAAAAAAAUCUGACAGUAAACAAACGCAUCUUCAAUUAUCGACUGUCACGAAAGAGAAGAAUUUCUGAAAACGGAUUUGGGAUAUUGGCAAAUCGGUGGCGCAUUUUUCGUCGACCUAUAAACUUAGAACCAGAAAAGGUUUCUACCAUCACAAUGGCAACAGUGGCAUUGCAUAACUGGCAGAGGAGCAAAAGUUCUGUGGGCAAAAUUGAGCUACCAAUUGGUCUUGUCGACCGAGAGAAUGAGCGUGGUGAAAUUAUCGAAGGUGCUUGGAGAGAAGAUACUCCUACUGGCACAUGGUUUUCACUGUCCAAUGACAUUUACGGCAAUCGAUCUAGUAAUCAAGCCAAAGCAAUAAGAGACGAGUUCACGGAGUAUUUCGUAAUGGAAGGUGCUGUACGCUGGCAGUGGCAUUGCGCUAGAGUUGACAUUUAA